AUGUCAAUACAUCAUGGCGUCUCUUGCGACUUAUGUCGAAAAAUAAACUUUUCUGAUCGUCGCUAUAAAUGUUUAAUAUGCAAUGAUUUUGAUUUAUGUUCAGUUUGUUAUGAUAAAAAACAAAAUCUAACAGCAAUUCAAACACAUUCUAUUAAUCACUCCAUGCAAAUUAUUAUAGCAAAGCAUGAUUUCGAGCAUAUUUAUUUUGGAUUUAAACAUAGCCAGUAUUCUCUCCUACUAUCACUAACAUGUCCUUAUUGUAAUCAGAAUGGUUUUACAUUAAAUCUUUUAAAUCAACAUAUACUAGAUCGGCACAAUAUAUCACUUUAUUCUGUCUUAUGUCCUAUUUGUUUCAUUCGGCAAAAUAAUCUUUGUCAACAUUUAGAUCAACAUUUAGAUGAAAAUAUUAAUUUAAAAAAUAAAACACUUAAACCUUUAAAUUUAAAUGAAAAGCAAGUCAAAUCUACUCAAGAACCUUUAUUAGAAAAAUUGAUGAGUAAUAACUAUCGGAAUAGAAAUGAAAAUGAACAACGAAAUCUAUUUGUUUAUUCUUUACUUACGGAUAUAUUAGGCCAAUAA
Messenger RNA from Rotaria socialis, 579 nucleotides. The record is from the annotation of a GenBank genome assembly. NCBI's taxonomy places the organism in Eukaryota, Metazoa, Rotifera, Eurotatoria, Philodinida, Philodinidae.